Messenger RNA from Jaminaea rosea, 1464 nucleotides. Its product is annotated as MFS general substrate transporter. The coding region runs from base 1 to 1464 and encodes 487 amino acids. Gene Ontology annotation, biological process: transmembrane transport. Gene Ontology annotation, molecular function: transmembrane transporter activity. Lineage: Eukaryota; Fungi; Basidiomycota; Exobasidiomycetes; Microstromatales. The transcript has 2 exons. The record is from RefSeq and is a predicted model, not a curated record. Gene Ontology annotation, cellular component: membrane.
AUGCAAUCUCGCCCACACGAGCUCCCUUCCCAACUCGCUGAGAUAGUCUUCAUCCUGCUGUGCGCCUCGAGCCAGCUCCUCUUUGCGACCUUCUUCGGGGACGUCGCCAUUCUACAGACGGUGUUGAGCGAGCGGCUUCAUAUCGCCGAACCGCAGCUUCCCUGGAUCCAGGGGGCGUACACGCUUGCCAAUGGGCUGGCGGUCAUCAUUUCCGGGUCGCUGGCGGACUUGACUAGGCCGAGGUGGAUGAUCAAUGGGUCGCUGCUUUGGCUCGUGUUCUGGAAUUUGGUGGGCGGGGUCAGCUUGCUGAGACGGGUAGCUAUCCUCUUCUUUGUCACUCGAGCAAUGCAAGGGGCGGCGAUUGGGGUGUUGGUUUCGACGUCCAUUUCGAUGCUGGGGCGCAUCUACCAGCCGGGGAGGAGGAAGAAUAUCGCCUUUAGCAGUAUGGCUUCCACGGCGCCGCUGGGAUUUUGGGUCGGGGCGAUGCAGGGAGGCGCUCUCGCGUCUCACUCGGACUGGGUCUUUUGGAGCAAUGCGCUGGUCUGCGCAAUGCUCUGCGCAUGCAGCUGGCACUAUCUGCCUGACCUCAAAGCCUCACCCGUCUCGACGAGCGGGCAAGUCCUCUCGAUCAAGUCCUUCGACUUCGUAGGCGCAGGCCUCGCCUUAGCCGGGUCAGGCUGUCUCGUCUUUGGAUUGACCGAGGGCACCCCCUCGGGAUGGGCGCCGUACUCCAUCGUCGUCGCCGUGCUGGGUGUGGUAAUGCUCGCCGCACUAGGCUACAUAGAGAGAAAGGUCGCCCGCCCUCUAAUUCCGGCCUCCCUCUGGCGCACACCGGGCUUCGCAUGGCUUACCGUAGCCUAUGCGCUCGGUAUCGGUUCGUAUCUGGCCUGGCAGUUCUAUGCGCUACGCUUCUUCCUCACGAUCCAAGAGGCCACCCCUCUCACCACGGCGCUGUACGUCCUCCCCAACGCCAUCGUCGGCGUCCUAGCCGCAGCGAUGGUAAGCCGCGUCUUCCACAUCAUGCCGGCGCACUGGCUCUUUGUCACCUCCCUCGUAGCCUUUGCGCUAGGUCCCGUCUUUUUUAUCCCGCAGACGGCUCGCACAACGUACUGGGCGCUGUCCAUGCCCGGUAUAGCUCUUGUGACUCUAGGCCCCGACUUGAGCUUUGCGGCUGCUUCGAUAUUCGUCACCUCACAAGUUCCACGCUCCUACCAAGGAUCGGCGGGGAGUCUCCUCGUCACGCUGCAGAAUAUCUCGGCCGCUGUACUCACGAGCGUGUCGGAUGCCAUUGGAGCAGCCGUCACCCAAAAGGGCAGCAGCGGAGGUGACGUUGUGACGGGCGUGGACCUUGCUGGCCUUCGGGCCAUCUGGUGGUUCAACUUCGCUGCGGCCAUCUGCGGGGCGAUUAUUUGCGCCAUCUUCGUCAGGAUACCCAAGAGCGAGGAGAAGGAGCAUAUGACGUGA